Spinacia oleracea (spinach) is the source of this 2411-nucleotide messenger RNA. Its product is annotated as crossover junction endonuclease MUS81. The record is from RefSeq and is a predicted model, not a curated record. Lineage: Eukaryota; Viridiplantae; Streptophyta; Magnoliopsida; Caryophyllales; Amaranthaceae. Gene Ontology annotation, cellular component: nucleus; Holliday junction resolvase complex. Gene Ontology annotation, biological process: resolution of meiotic recombination intermediates; mitotic intra-S DNA damage checkpoint signaling; DNA catabolic process. The transcript is spliced from 15 exons. Gene Ontology annotation, molecular function: DNA binding; 3'-flap endonuclease activity; crossover junction DNA endonuclease activity. The coding region runs from base 80 to 2026 and encodes 648 amino acids.
AUUCCCAAUCAAAAUUCCAGAAAACCCCUAAAAAUUAACAUGUCUCCGUCACAUUUCUGAUCAAAUUCCACAUGCGAAAAUGGUGAGCGAGCAGAGAGCAGUGUGUCCAGAGAACGACGAUUUGGUAGAAUACAUGCGAAAAUGGUGGACAGAAAAGAAGGCGGAGGAUAAACCAACUUUUACUCACAACACUGAGAAAACCGUUCUUAAAGCUUUCACUAAUAUCUGUAAACACAAAACUCCCAUUACUACUCUCAAGGAAUUCAAAGAAAUCAAGGGUAUUGGGAAAUGGUUCGUGACUGAGAUGCGAGAAUUUUUCAGCAGCAAUUCUGGUGCUUCUGAAUCUCAAGAUGAUGAUUUGGCAAAAGGAGGUAAGAAGGCUAGAGGCUCCAGGAGAUAUCUGCCAAAGAAAAAUUCUGUUGCUUACGCAUUAUUGAUUUCUUUACAUAGGGCAACUGCUAAUGGGAAGGAAUUUAUGCAUAAGCAAGAGCUAAUUGAUACAGCUGAAGCAAGUGGUCUCUCGCGAGUGCCAAUAGCGCCAGAAUUGGGCAGAGGUAAACAGAAGCAAUUUGGUAGUUCCCCUAGGGAUUGGUAUAGCGGAUGGAGUGCAAUGUCGACAUUGAUUGACAAAGGUCUUGUUUAUAAGACAAGUAAUCCUGCAAAAUAUAUGCUAUCUGAUGGUGGUCGUGAAGUAGCACUAGAAUGCUUAUCCCGGUCUGGUAUGCUCGAUACUACUGCAAAUGUUGUCAGCAGGGAAGAAGCUUCAGAUUCAGAUAACCAAAAUGUGGAGAAUUUGGAGUUUGUUGCUGCUGGUUCACCCACAUCUCCUGAUCUAAACAAGAAGGGCAUGAACGAUGAUAUUUCCGUGGAGUUUCUUGAGAGGUUCACAACCCUGGGUUACACAAGAGAACAGGUUGUACAUGCUCUGGCGGAAGUUUCUGUUUGUCCAUCACCCCAAGAAAUAUCUACACUUUGGCCCCAAGUUCUUUGCCAACUGCGAGAAAAUGAAGUUUAUUGUUUUCACUCCAAUCCCCAGGCAACAGUAAGAAGGAAUUCGGGUGAUGUAUCUACUAGCAGCAGAUAUGUUGAAGGUGAACAAAAUCUAACCCGUGGCAUAAAUCCAAAUGGUCUUACUUCCUUCACAUCAACUCCGGAUUAUCAUGGAAAAAAGGCUAGUCAAUCUGUUCACCAGGCCAGUCAAGUUGUUCUUAGAGUGCCACCACUUGAAGAUUUGCAGAAGUUUGAAGAUGCAUAUAAUGUUGUCUUGAUUUUGGAUGACCGAGAACACUUUAUCAGGACAAAGUCGAGAAUGCUCAUAGAAAAGAUUUGUGAUGAAUUUAAAAUUCUUAUAGAGGUCAGACGUUUGCCAGUAGGAGAUGCAAUAUGGAUUGCACGUCAUAAACAACUUUUCACUGAAUAUGUUCUUGAUUUCAUUGCUGAAAGGAAAAAUGUUGAUGACCUACGUGGUUCAAUUAGAGAUAACCGCUACAGGGAUCAGAAGUUGAGACUUCAGAGAACUGGAAUCAAGAAGAUUAUGUAUGUGGUUGAAGGUGAUCCGAACGCUUGUGAAGGAGCUGAUAGCAUUAAAACAGCUAGCUUUACUACCGAAAUCGUGGAGGGAUUUGAUGUGCAAAGAACAAGUAGCCUGGGUGAUACUAUUCGCAGAUAUGCGUUUUUGAGUUUGGCAAUUACUGAUUAUUGUAAACGGAAUUCAUCACCUGGUUUGGGAUGCAAAACUGCGGGUGCCUGUCCUAAAUAUAAUCAAUUUAUCAAAAAAUGUGAAGAUGCAGAUAAGAUGUCAGUUAGUGAUGUUUUCGCCACCCAACUCAUGCAGGUUCCUCAGGUUACUGAGGAGGUUGCUAUGGCUGUCUUGGAAUGUUAUCCAACCCUCUGUUCUCUUGCUUAUGCAUAUGCUGCUCUAGAUGCGGAUACUCUUGCUCAGGAGGAGUUGCUGAUGAAGAAAAGCGAGGGUUCUGUCAACGCAUCUGCUAGUAAAAAUAUCUUCCGCUUUGUUUGGGCAGAUUAGUUCGGACCUGCUUUUGAUACAAGCUAAGAUGUUUGCGUAUCAAUUGAAGCUCAAUUUCAAGGAAAGGCUAUCAAGUACAUGGAAUUUUGAUAUUUCUGGCCUCACAAUCGCAUAGGUAUCAGGUAUGGUGCAUGGAAGCUUUGUUUAUAGCGUGCUUGCUUGUACUUGGAAUGCAUUAUUCUACAUUUUGAACUUAGGAAAUUGGAAUGUGUAUUUCUCGACCUGCAACUUAGCUGUGUGACAUAAAUAUAAAACACAAAGUAAUGAGCUAAACCAUAGGCAGUUGGAGAAAAUUCUAAUAAUGUAACUUUCAAUCUCACGAUUCUCAACUGUAUACACUGAAUUCAUAUACUAUUUAUCAAAAAAAGUACGGAAAUUUUAGUAA